Messenger RNA from Aspergillus clavatus NRRL 1, 2358 nucleotides. Its product is annotated as serine/threonine-protein kinase. Gene Ontology annotation, cellular component: cytoplasm; nucleus. The record is from RefSeq and is a predicted model, not a curated record. Bases 1 to 2358 code for a protein of 785 amino acids. Gene Ontology annotation, biological process: intracellular signal transduction; protein phosphorylation. The transcript has 3 exons. Gene Ontology annotation, molecular function: protein serine/threonine kinase activity; ATP binding. Lineage: Eukaryota; Fungi; Ascomycota; Eurotiomycetes; Eurotiales; Aspergillaceae.
AUGACCGUCAGCUACGACUACCCGCCCUCGCGGUGCCCUGCACCUGCUUCAAUGGCUACGCUCGAAGACAGAUUUGAGGUCAUCAAGGAGGUCGGAGAUGGUAGCUUUGGUAGCGUUGCAGUGGCCCGUGUACGCACAGCCGGCUCCAAUAUCGCGAGACGAGGGACUAUGGUUGCAAUCAAAACGAUGAAGAAAACUUUCGACUCAUUGGCCCCUUGCCUGGAGCUGCGCGAAGUCAUCUUCCUACGGACUCUUCCCGCCCAUCCCCACCUUGUCCCAGCCCUGGACAUAUUCCUUGACCCGCUCUCCCGAAAACUCCAUAUCUGCAUGGAAUAUAUGGAUGGCAACCUUUACCAAUUGAUGAAAGCUCGAGACCACAAGUACCUUGAAGGGAAACACGUGAAGAGCAUUCUCUAUCAGAUCCUGGCUGGUCUUGAUCACAUUCAUGCUCACCACUUCUUCCACCGGGACAUCAAGCCCGAGAACAUCCUAGUGUCGACAUCCGCUCCCAAUGACUCGGCAUUCAGCCGCUACUCAAACCUUGUCACUCCUCCUUCGACACCCCCAACCUAUACUGUGAAGAUCGCCGAUUUUGGCCUCGCCCGAGAGACUCAUUCGAAGUUGCCGUACACAACGUAUGUUUCGACUAGAUGGUAUCGCGCGCCGGAAGUUCUCCUGCGUGCAGGAGAGUACUCUGCCCCAGUGGAUAUGUGGGCUGUUGGUGCUAUGGCCGUCGAAAUCGCUACUCUGAAGCCCUUGUUCCCUGGUGGCAACGAGGUCGACCAAGUUUGGCGCAUCUGUGAGAUUAUGGGCAGUCCUGGUAACUGGUAUAGCAAAUCAGGCACCAAACUUGGCGGGGGUGAAUGGCGGGACGGCUCCCGUUUGGCGCAGAAGCUGGGUUUCACUUUCCCCAAGAUGGCACCUCAUUCGAUGGAGAGCAUCCUGCAAACUCCUCAAUGGCCAGCAUCUUUGAGCCACUUCGUGACAUGGUGUCUAAUGUGGGAUCCGAAGGCCCGGCCAACUUCAACCCAAGCGUUGAACCAUGAGUAUUUCGCGGAUGCCGUUGAUCCACUGCGACCAAAAUCCUCUACAUCACGGCUGCUCGGUCGCAAGCAGUCCGACAAGAGCUUCCGAUCGGCAACGCGAGAUUCGAGCGACUCCCCGACCACCUCCAAGCCGUCCUGGUUCAGAAGAUCUUUGAUCGGGAGAUCGGAGAGCCCUGCCCCAACCUUGGAAAAUGAACAGUCUCUCCGUCCACCAGCAGUGUCGUACAACACUACACCCGACAUGCAAGUCACCAAAAGCAGACCCGCUUUUGCAAAGCGCGCCACGUGGGCGAAUGGGGCCCCGAUGCCUAUCCUCCCCUCCAUCCGUCCGGUAUCGCCCCUAUCCAACGCAGUCACGGCCCAAGCCAACUCAACUCUCGCUCAUGGUGGAGAUAACGCCAAUCUAGGUGUUGGUAAAGUUAGCAAGAAGAUUGGCCGCCAGCUUUCUCUCAAUUCCCACGGCAACCACUACGCCGAGACCCACCGGCAAGAGGCCGAGAGGGCGCUCAAUGGGGCCGGCAACUUGAAUGCCCCCAUUAGCCAGAAGGAGGGCUUUUUCGCUCAUCUCCGUAAGAGGGCUCGCAGGCUAUCAGGUCGCAAUCAAGCUAAUCUGGGAACCGAUGACGUCGAAGCGAACGCUGGCUGCAUGCCAUGGUCGAACAGAUCAUCUCUCGCGCUGGAUUCUGUCAAUCCCGGGGACGUCAAGCACAAUGACCUCACCGAGUUAGACAAGGCUUUACAGCAUGUCAAAUACUCUCUUGACUCGGCCGCUAUCGGAAACGUCCCUGUCCAGAUCACUGCUGGCGACGCUAGCAAGCGUCAGUCGAUGCCUCAGGGAUCCAUUCGUUCAAUGACAGAGAGCCCCGUUGCCACGGGUGCUACUCCCGGGCCUAUCUCGAGUCGGACUCGGCGUGCACUGCAGAUGUCCACUCAUCCCAUUCACCGUUACGAGACCCCUGAGGAGGAGGAUGAGCUUCUCGAUGAGGUUUUGCAUUCGGCAAGCAAGGCUGCUAAACGCCUGGCACAGCAUGAAACGUCAUCGGAUGCUUCGUCUACAUACAGUCGUCAAGCUCUUGGGAAUGACGGCUCUCGCCCUUUACCCAGCCCCUACCCAACUCCUUCGCCAUCUGCCAAGUGUGAUGGCGUCUCCUUUGGUCAGCAUGACCUGACUUAUUGCAGACGCGGACGUCUCCCUGAAGCAAAGAUCGACCAUGCAAGCUCGACUCGUCAAUGGCCCACUCCUCCCUACGAGGAAGGCGACUGGAUGAACCCGACUUCAUCCACUUUGUUGACAGGAUCUACCUGCAAAUGA